Notolabrus celidotus (New Zealand spotty) is the source of this 2100-nucleotide messenger RNA. It is a transcript of the gene fip1l1a, whose product is annotated as FIP1 like 1a (S. cerevisiae). Gene Ontology annotation, biological process: mRNA processing. The record is from RefSeq and is a predicted model, not a curated record. The coding region runs from base 521 to 1747 and encodes 408 amino acids. The transcript is spliced from 13 exons. NCBI's taxonomy places the organism in Eukaryota, Metazoa, Chordata, Actinopteri, Labriformes, Labridae.
AGAACAUGGGUGUGAGGAGCAGCUGCUGACACACAGGGGUGAACACCACAGGGACGUGCAUGACCUCAGCAGUGUAGUUCAUGUUCCCCAUCCACUCACACAGCUUCUCCUCAAACUGCUCAAACACAGGGCUGCCCUCCAGCUCUGUGCUCACGCUGUUAGCGAGCAGGUGCACAGAGUGAGCCACGGAGGUGAUGACCACACAGUACUGGAAGUGACUGAGGGAGAUGAUGUCUUUAAUGAUGUCUACGGUUCUCCCCUUCAGGAGAGAGCUCACCACAAACACAGCUUUCGGCUCGCUCACCCCGCAGGCUUCAAAGCUGGAGAACUGCUUCAGGUUUCUGGCCCCAGCCUCCAGCAGCAGAGCAGCUCCUCCACACCAGUGCAGAGCCUCUGUACACUCAUCAUCCAUGAAAACAACCGCCUUCUUCACCUUCGACAGCACCUUCUCCCACAUCUGCAGCGGGAAGCGCGUGAAGUCCUCCGCCGACGCCAUGUUUCAUCAAAGUGGAUUUAUGAAAUGCACAACAAAGAUCAGGAGGAGGAGAAAGAAGUGGCUCAGUCUCCUUCCAGAUCUGAGCACAUAGCUGAUGAUGAAAGGAGCUCGCAUGAAGCAGGAACAUCUUCUGGGGGUACAACAGACAGACAGAGGGAGCAGAGGCCUGUACUGCACAUUGACACAAAGAGACAUCCCAGUGAAGAUGAAAAUACUCAAGACAUCCCAGCUAAGAAGAAGAAGAAGAAGAAAACCCAGAGGAAGCCGUGGAGGGAACCUGGUGCUGAUAUCACCGAUUACUUUAACUACGGCUUCGAUGAAGAGAGCUGGAACAUCUACCAUCAAAAACAAGCACAAAUCCACGCGGCCAAUCGGAAACUCAUCGGCUUAAGCAUGGUCCAGAAGGGGCGCUCUACUCCUGAGGAAAGAAAGCCUGCUCCUUCCUCCUCCUCAUGCCCUGCACCCACACUCGCUCACAGACGGUCAAGUUCCUCUCAUGUGAUUGGUCGACCUCGGCUCUGCAGAUCAGAAGAGCACGGAUGUUUCACUUAUAAAGGAGACCAAUUUCAGGUGGUUAAAGAGACGUUUGCUGAGGACAGCAUCACCUCUUACAUCCUGCCCUCUUCACCCGAUGGAGGCUCUCUCUUUGGAUAUAACCCUCUGCCACGUUUCCCUCUCCGACCAGGACCCUCUCCUCUCUGCCGCCGUGCUUCAGACAGUGAAAACUCUAAACGUCACGAUGAGCCCUCAACUUCAGGGACUCGAAGCUCUUCAGGUGUGACAUCCUUAAUCCAGCAGAGAGGGGCCUGCAGCGUCGGAGUGAUCAACUCUGCCAAGACCUGGGAACGCUUCAUACAGCAGGAGCAGUGUGAGGAAGACAGCUCCAGAGAGCACAGAUAUGAUGGAUAUAAGAGAGGAGGCAACGACAGAGAAUGGGAGAACAGUUCCUCUGCAUACAGCAGGAAGGAGCCGAAGAAGCGAAAGAAGACAAAGAAACCAAAAAAGAAGAAGCAGAGUUCAGAGAGAGCGAGCGAAGGAACAGAAGGAGGAGAGGAGAGGAGGCACAGAGACAAACCAGACGGAGGGGAAAAAUCAUCACACAGUGGAAGCAGCAGGAGCAGAGGAGACACUGAAAAGGACCAAGACAGUCAGAGGAGCCACAAACCUAAAAAGAGCAAAAGAAAAAAGAAAGAGAAGGAGGAGAAGAAGACUUUCUGUGCCGAUCCAGAGAGGAAAUUACCGUCUGAGUGACUCUCAGCCUCCUGAUCCGUCUAAUGAGCAGAGCUGCCCCGUGGCAUCGCUGAGAUGAUUUGAUGUUUAUAUUUCAUCAAAAUGUUUCAUCAGCUUUCCUUUUCUUGUUUUUCUCUAUUUGACGAAUGAAUUCUCUCACACGAGUCUCUUUUUCCAAUGACUUUAUUGAUCAUUUAACCAAAUGUACCAUCAGAUAUACUACACAGGCCGAAGCGUGACAGACAGAACCACAGCAGACGGGCCCCAGAACCGCCCACACACAAACCAAGUCAGAUUUUUUCUCUUAAAAGUAAGAAAAUGAGUAAGGCCUCCACAACGUCACCUAAUUAAAUAUUCUUUUAACAUCUUAUGAA